GCGGCGGUUCCCGGGGCGGCGCGGCCGCCAUGGACCUGCACAUCCUGGAGCACCGGGUGCGGGUGCUGAGCCUGGCCCGCCGCGGGCUCUGGCUCUACACCCACCCGCUGCUCAAGCUGCUCUUCCUGCCCCAGCGCUGCCGAUGCAAGUUCUUCAGCCUGACGGAAACCCCCGAGGAUUACACGGUCAUGCUGGACGAGGAGGGCUUCAAAGAGCUGCCGCCCUCCGAGUUCAUGCAGGUGGCAGAUUCCACGUGGCUGGUGCUCAGCGUGGUCUCCAACGGGCGGGAACCCCCCGGCUGCCAGGCCACCGGCGUCACCAAGAUCGCGCGGUCCGUCAUCGCGCCGCUGGCCGAGCACCACGUCUCGGUGCUGAUGCUCUCCACGUACCAGACCGACUUCAUCCUGGUGCGGGAGCGGGACCUGCCCGUGGUGAUCCACACGCUGGCCGGGGAGUUCGACAUCUACAAGGAGGAGGGUGGCGAGUGUGUCCCUGUCACCAGCGAUGACGUGAGCAACGGCUUCCUCAAGCCCAAGCCAUCCGCCAGCCCCAUGCUGCACCCGGUGCAGAGCCCCCAGACCCGCUUCUGUGUCCUGACGGUGGCCCCCGACACGCUGCCCGCCAUCGCCACCAUGCUCAUCGACGUCCUCUUCUACUCCCACAGCAGCCCCCCGUGGGAUGCAGCCACCGGCAGCCAGGACCUCGACUCCAUCACCUUCUUCUCCUUCUCCCUCAUCGAGGGCUACAUCUCCAUCGUGAUGGAUGCCGAGACCCAGAAGCGCUUCCCCAGCGACCUCCUGCUGACCAGCUCGACGGGGGAGCUGUGGCGGAUGGUGCGCAUUGGGGGACAGCCCCUCGGCUUCGACGAGUGCGGCAUCGUGGCGCAGAUCGCGGAGCCGCUGGCGGCCGCCGACAUCUCGGCCUAUUACAUCAGCACCUUCAACUUCGACCACGCCUUGGUCCCCGAGGAGGGCAUCGCCGAGGUCAUCCAGCUGCUGCAGCAGCGGCAGGAGAGCGGCAGAUAGCGGCCGCCUGUCCCCACGCUGUCCAGGCGCGGCCUCUCCCCUCCUCCCCGCCCCUGUUCGUUAAUGUUUAAUUUUAAUGAUCCCCCAGCACGGGACAGGGCCGGGCACAGCGUCGCUCCCUCUGUGCUGGGGAUGUGGUGGCUUUGGGGACAUGGUGGCCUUGCGGCAGUGGGCGUUGGCCCACGGGAGAGGGGUGUGUGCCACCCCCUGUGUGCCACCCCCUGUGUGCCAUCCCCUGUGUGCCACCCCCUGUGUGCCAUCCCCUGUGCGCCACGCUCUCCCUCCAUCCCGGCCUGUGUGGGGUGGGUGGCCCAGGGGACAGUCCGUGUGUCCAGCUGCAGGACGUGCCAAAGAGCAGUGAAGUGCCACCGUGGUGCUAUAGGGGACAGCCUGGGGCUGAUGGGAUGUGUCCCCUUGGGAAGGGAGGGGUGGCCAUGAUGCUCAGGGACACCUCUGGACCAGCCCCAUGGAGGGGAGAGCAUUCCUGGAGCUGGGGUUACCCCAGCACCCCAAAAAUCUCCAUGGGGGCAGUGGGGGGGGGCUCUGAUUCACCACCAGCCCUGGCUGUCACCUGCCAUGGAGGGGUGACGGUGACACCCAGCCUCUCAACGAGUUGUAUUUUCACAUAGUUUUUGAUAAGUCAAUAAAAUUCUUAUUAUUUUUA
Messenger RNA from Hirundo rustica (Barn swallow), 1689 nucleotides. RefSeq names its product cytosolic arginine sensor for mTORC1 subunit 1 (gene CASTOR1). Bases 30 to 1025 code for a protein of 331 amino acids. The record is from RefSeq and is a predicted model, not a curated record. Lineage: Eukaryota; Metazoa; Chordata; Aves; Passeriformes; Hirundinidae. Gene Ontology annotation, biological process: cellular response to L-arginine; negative regulation of TORC1 signaling. The transcript is spliced from 9 exons. Gene Ontology annotation, cellular component: cytosol. Gene Ontology annotation, molecular function: arginine binding.